Plutella xylostella (diamondback moth) is the source of this 1309-nucleotide messenger RNA. The record is from RefSeq and is a predicted model, not a curated record. NCBI's taxonomy places the organism in Eukaryota, Metazoa, Arthropoda, Insecta, Lepidoptera, Plutellidae.
UACACCACUCCAUACUACGUAAGCUAUAAUUCGUUGCCGCGCGCGAUCUCAAACAAUCUUUUAACUAUUUACCUGCUUCUCGACUGACAAUGGACAGGGAUCAGUGCCUUCAACUAAUACACCUCUACAGUCAAUACAGAUAUUUAUGGAAUCCAAGUGAUCCAAAUUAUUGCAAAAAAGCCCUGCGGGAGAAAACUUGGGCCAAAAUAGGGCGGGAAAUGAAGAUGGCGCCCGCGGAGCUGAAGCGCAAGAUGGAGUCGCUGCUGGGCUCCUUCCGCCGCGAGAGGCACCGCGAGAAGAAGAGCCGCGAGUCCGCAGCUACACUAGGCGACGACGCCGUGUACAAGUCUGCGUGGUACGCGUACGACGCGUUCAGCUUCCUGCAGGACCGGCCGGGCGGGGUCGGGGGCUGCGGGGGCGGCGGCGGGGGCGGGGGCUGCGGGGGCGAGGACGUGCACGCGCUGCUGCUGCUCGCCCCCGACAUGCCCGUCAUCAAAGUGAGUUUCUAUUUCAACUGUAUAUCGCUCGCCCGUCACUAUACCGUUAUGUUUUGUUUCAAGUUCAUGGCCGUGAGCGACUGUCACCGCCGCCGCGGCCGUCUCUCGUGUUGGCUAGACAGAGACAACACUCGGUGCGGUUUCACCGGGUCGGGACUCGGGUGUUUGUCAUCGUCAUCACUAUCACUUAUCAAAUUAUCAUUCGGAGCAACCCGCUGCUAAAAACCGGGAAGCCUACUCUCUAACACGUUCCGUCGUGUCCAUACGUUGAUGACCGCAUUAUCGGUAGGUAUUCUGGGUUACUGCUGGCUACUGCCAAUGAACUGACUUCAUGAACUUCAGAAUAGCAUGCUAGCAUAGUAGCUAUUUUGCGAAGCCGCGAGACGUGGCGCGCGAUAAUCGCGGAGGCGAGAUUCGUGCUUUGUAGCGUCUCGCUCUCUCAACGGUGCAACGUCGCAUGACUCGCGUGAGAGCGAGCGAGACGCUGCGAAGCUGCAUGUUUCAACGGGUGAUAGGGUGCGCUCCGCUGUCUCAUUCAGCUGAUUCAGCAGUAGCGAUUUGGCAACGGCCACGGUUGACGCUAUGCUAUUUGUUUCACGUGCAAAUUUGCGAUCGCGUUGUUUGUUGUGAUUUAACUUUGAAAGGAUCAUUUAUGUACCUAGAGGACAAUUUGUGUUUACUGUGUGUUAAACUUUGAAAGGAUAUUUGAUAUUACUUUGUGGUUUUAAAGUAUUUUGUGUACCUAUAUUUUGGAACCUAAACCUAAAUAGUUAUUGCAAUUAAAGAACGUUCGACAAUAAUUAAUAAAAAUG